ACGUGAAGCUAAACGAGAAAGAAAGGCCGAAGAUGCGGCAAGAAUAGAUAAAGCAAUUGAAAAAGAAUUGAUUAAUCGUUUGAAAAGUAAAGCUUAUGGCGAUAAUCCAUUAAAUGUUAAUGAAGAAGUUUGGAAAUCAGUUUUAGAGGGUGAUAGACUUGAAGCCGAAGAUGAUAUGACUGAUGAAAGUGAUGUUGAAGAUUUAGAGGAAAAUGAAGAUUAUAGUGAUAUACUUGAUACUUUGGAAGAAAUUAGUGAAGAGGAUGAUGAGGAAGUUGAAAAACCAAACGUCAAGGGUAAAAGAAAAGGUACAAAAACUAAAGAAUCACGAUCGAAGAAAAGAC
Dentiscutata heterogama is the source of this 344-nucleotide messenger RNA. The record is from the annotation of a GenBank genome assembly. NCBI's taxonomy places the organism in Eukaryota, Fungi, Glomeromycota, Glomeromycetes, Diversisporales, Gigasporaceae.